Messenger RNA from Nothobranchius furzeri (turquoise killifish), 1915 nucleotides. Lineage: Eukaryota; Metazoa; Chordata; Actinopteri; Cyprinodontiformes; Nothobranchiidae. The record is from RefSeq and is a predicted model, not a curated record.
AUGAUCAGGAAUGACCAGAAUCCGGCCCACUCUACCUCCGGAGCUACCAAUGCCCUUAAAACCCCACCAAAACGUCACACCUAUGAUGUGAGCCCCACUCAGGUUUUUGCUCGUAUUGUGGCUGAAGUCCUGGUGCGUUACAGACAUCACGGACAUGUCAGAGUAUUCCUACAUCUAUACAGUAAUUACGAUGAUGAAAGUUGCAACCAAACAAAUGUGAUCAGUUUUGGAGCCUUCUUGACUCCUUUGUUUUUCUCCAUCGUUACGAUCCUCAGUUUGUUUGGCAACAUCCUGGUUCUUGUGAUUCUGGUCAAGUACGAGAAUCUGAAAUCCCUCAUUAAUACUUUUAUCUUGAACCUUGCUGUAUCAGAUCUCCUCUUCACAGCAGGCCUGCCUUUCUGGGCCCAUUAUCACAUCAAGUCUAAGUGGAUUUUGGGUGAGCCUCUGUGCAUAAUGAUAAACUUCAUUUUCUACGCUGGCUUCUACAGCAGCGGUUUCCUCCUCAUCCUGAUGACUAUUCAUUGUUAUGUAGCUGUCAUGAGUCCUCUGUCUGACUUUGUGUCCGCCACAGGCCUCUCCUCCAUCAUUGCUAGCAUUAUUAUUUGGUUUGUUAGCAUCCUGGCUGGAAGUCCGGUCUUCAUCUUUGUCAAAGCCAAAGGCCAAGGUUACUGUGGACUUGAGACCUCUGAUGGAAGAAUGUGGGGAACCUACCAACAAAAAGUCCUCUUCAUCCUCACUGCAGUGGUGUUUGUUUUUUGCUAUUCCCAGAUCAUGUGCAGGUUGCUACACCCUUCCGCUAAAAGAAGAAGAAACAAAACUGUCAAACUCAUCUUUACUCUCAUGGUUGUCUUCGUUGUCGGAUGGGGACCUUACAAUGCAGUUAUAUUUCUGAAGUCGUCAAAUUUGUGGCUCCAACAAACUGAGAAACCAACAGAACAGCUACAAGAACUCUGUGCAGCUAGAGACAGGUUGGAUUAUACCUUCUACGUCAGCAGACUUCUCGCCUUCUCACACUGCUGCCUCAAUCCCGUGUUUUAUGUGUUCUUGGGGGUGAAAUUCAAGACCCAUUUGAAGAAACUGCUGAAGAGCUGGGGCUACAGGAACAACAGCAUCCGAAACAGACAGAGCCGGCUUACCAUCACGUCUCAUACCAGCGGAGAGCAGUUCUCCAUGUAGGGGGCUUUCUUGUAAAAGGAAUUUGUGGGAACCUUUGCAGAACCUACAUGCAUUAAAACACACACACACACACACACACACACACGCACGCACGCACGCACACACACACACACACACACACACACACACGCACGCACGCACGCACACACACACACUUUCCUUUUCAGGAUUUUUCUAAGAUUGUAAAUAAAAAAUUAUAUCAAAAUUUUUAUUACACAUCUUUCUAUGUAUUUUCAGAAUAUUUUAGGUUUAGGUUAUUCAUCUAUGAGUUUGUUAUUCGUCUUUAGUUGUGGUUUAAAAGAGACUAAGGGACUCUAAUACUCGACAGUUUGAUCUACGUGUUUACAAACCACGUAUCGUCCCCGUUAUCAAACUCUUCAUAUAAUAAGAAAACAUGUAAACCAACAUGUUAUGAAAGUAUGUGUAACAGGUUUUUGAAGCCUUGUUAUCAAUAGGUUUAAGUCCCUUGCUUGAACUCUACCUUUGCAAAUAAUUGAAAUCGAUGAUAGAUGCAUGUAACCUUAAAUGUUACAUGAUCAAAUGUAAAAUAUCACAAAGAACUGAGAACAUACAACGUGUCUUCUUAAUCAACCUAGUUCAUUAAGCCUCAUCAUGUUUUUGUUAUUGUGAAAAACAAUAAAUCAUCCACUGCUCCCUGCUCUUUUAUAUGUUGUCUUUGUUGUUUUCCAAAUGAUAAUAAAUGUAACUGUGUGUCUGUUAGAAUAAAAGUAAAAACAAU